Messenger RNA from Durusdinium trenchii, 2394 nucleotides. The record is from the annotation of a GenBank genome assembly. NCBI's taxonomy places the organism in Eukaryota, Dinophyceae, Suessiales, Symbiodiniaceae.
AUGGUGGGCCGUUCCUUUAUCCUCAAGGAUGCCAGCAAGGACAGCCUGAACCCUGAGGGCUCCUACUAUGGCAUCCGCCGUGGAUGGCUGGCAGUCACCGUGGUGUUCGUGGUGGGUUUUACCAUCAUGGGCUCUACUGGCAAGAUCAUCUACGACAACGCUCCGCCCAUCCCUACUUUCAGGCUUGCAAGCGAGAAAACUGGCGAGCUGGGGCAGGUCCUAUGGAGCAGUGAGGAUGUUUUGGAGGGCCAGCAGAUUUGGCAAUCCAUCGGCGGACAGCAAGUGGGCUCUGUGUGGGGUCAUGGUGCUUUACAGGCUCCGGAUUGGUCAGCCGACUGGUUGCACCGAGAGGCCAAGAUGAGUUUGGAAGAAGAGGAGGAUGAAGAAAGUUACAUUCAGAAGGUGCGAAGGAACACGUACCGCUCUGAGACCAACGAGGUGGAAAUUAGCCACAAAAGGGCCAAGGUGCUGCGGAGGCUCACCGCGUUCUACGUGGCGCUCUUCACCGGCGCGGCCGAGUCAGCGGAGGUGGAAGACUUGGUGAAGAUGCGGAAGCUCUUCCAGGUGAAAGACGUGGCGCUCUACGACGAGGAGAAGGCGCAGAAGAUGGCGGGUUUCGUCUUCUGGUCCGCCUGGGCCUGUGUGACUGAACGCCCGGGCACCAGUCACAGCUACACCAACAACUGGCCCCAGGAACGGCUGGUGGGCAACCGCGUGUCGCCGGAAGUCAUCGUGUGGUCCUUGGCGUCUUUGGCGCUGUUGGUCUUCGGUAUCGGUGUGUUGGCUUGGGUGAGGUCGGUGCAUCACAGUGAGCAAGGCCAACUGCCUCCACCUGUGGAGGAUCCAUUGGAUGACUUUGUGGUCACACCUUCCAUGGCUUCCAUGGUGAAGUGGGUCUAUGUUGUUUUCUUCUUGAGCGGCUUUCAGAUAUGCUUGGGGGUGUACACGGUUCACCUCACCAUCGAUGGCGACAUGGGCUUUCCCAACUGGAUGACACAGCACAUCACCUACACUGUAGCGCGCACCUGGCACACGCAGUCGGCAGUCUAUGCCAUCGCAACGAGCUUCUUGGCAGCGGGCCUGUUUCUGGCUCCCGUGAUUGGGGGCCGCAAAGAAGAUCCACCACUGCAGAAGCCUCUAUGUGACUUCCUCUUCCUUUGCCUGUUGGUGAUCGUAGCAGGUUCCAUGGCCGGGCAGGUGGCCGCCAUCACUCAGAGUUUUGAAAGUUUGCUUAUGAGCCAAUAUUUUGGUCACCAGGGCUAUGAGUACGUGGAACUCGGACGUUUUUACCAGUACUUCCUCCUGGUUGGCUUGAUUCUGUGGCUGCUGCUCAUGCUGAAUGCCAUCCAUCCCGCGUUACGCACGGCUAGCUUUGUGAGCGCUGAUGCACGGGGCCGGUGGCACUUGGUGGUGAUCAUCACCUGUGCUGCGGUGUUGAUCUCCUUCUUUUGGGCCUCUGGGCUGAUGUAUGAUGCAAGAUCCAACUUGGCUGUCAUGGACUACUGGCGUUUCUGGAUUGUGCACAUGUGGGUCGAGGGCAUGUUCGAGGUCUUCAUCACCGUCGUCAUCGCGCAAGUCUUCGUGUUGUUGCGGGUCUUAGAACCGUCCGCAGCGGCAGGCGUUACACUCUUCACCAGUGGGGUGUUCUUGUUCGGAGGCAUCCCGGGCAUGUACCACCACAACUACUUUGCGGGUACCCCAUCCAUGAUCAUGGCGAUCGGCUCCUGCUUUUCUUGUUUGGAGGUUUGCCCUUUAGCCUUGAUGGGUAUGGAGGCAAGUGAGUACAUUCUGCUGGAAAAGGCCGCGAAGAGGCCCGAGAGCAGCUGGCUGAUGAAAUACAAACCGAUCAUCGAUUGCUUCAUUUACGUGGCCUUUUGGAACUUGGUUGGAGCCGGCUUCCUGGGCUUCAUUAUCAACCCGCCCAUCUCCCAGUAUUACAUGAUCGGCGGCUAUCUCACACUCUCGCACAGUCACGGAGCCUUGUGGGGCGUCUACGGCGUUUUGGCCAUUGCUCUUAGCUUACUGGUGCUGCGCCUGUCCGACCUCCAGGCAGACUGGGACACAACUUGGUUGGACAGGGGGCUCUACUUCAUGAACCUGGGCAUGGUUCUUCAGAUCUUUCUCUCCAUCUUCCCCAUUGGCAUCUACCAGUUCUGGCUCUCGGUGGCCAAUGACUACUGGUACGCCCGUAGCGAGCACUUCCAUGGAGACCCCGUCGUGCAGUGGCUGAAGCUGGGACGUGGCCUUGGAGAUUCCAUUUUCGCCUUUGCCAUGCUCAUGGUGCUCUAUUUCGUGCUCCAGGACUUCCUCCGAAGGAUCCAAAGCUGGAGGAGUGGCCAGGUGGCCGCCCUGGCAACGAAGCGCUGGCCGCCCCUCCUUGGCCAGGGGCGCUAG